ACAUCUCCUGGAGACAUGGUGUGGCAUUCGGCCUCCCUUAAACGUGGAGCUGAGCUUUGCCAGCAGAAAUGUUUGAAAGUUUUCCUGGGAAGCGUCUUCCCUUUGCUUGAAACAUUCGAAUACAAGCAAAGUUUUGCAGCUACUGGAAAUCUGAAAUUAAAAGAAUAACAAAACGCCAGAGAAACUGAGUAGCAUCUAUGGAGAUAAAAGACGUAGUUAAAUAUUUUGAGUCCAAUGUGACUUUUGAAAGAGUCCCAAAGAGUCAGAUCAGACUUGCAACAUUAACUGUUCAUUCUUUCCACAGAUGCUGCCAGACCCACUGGGUUUCCCCUCCAUCACAUUUUGUUUGCAUCGUUUGAAAUACUGUCUCCGUUUAUACAAAGUAUCUUUCAAUAAAGGCAAUUCGGGGAAAAAAAAAAUCAACCGAAUGAGACAGUCAUUGUGAAAAGUCGUUUUCCUGCCUCAUCAGGCAGUUGGGAGCACGUCAUCAUUCAUUUCAAAUUGUAGAUUUUAAACCUUCCCUCAUUUCAUGAUUCUGGUAAUAAUCGACUGGGCAAUGCCCCCAGGUCCUGCUUCUGAAAUUUGGAAGAUGCUGAUGUUUGGGUAAAUGGGAACUACUGUGACUUUGUGGCUCUCACUCACAAAGCUUGUUUCAGCUGCACCCAGAGCACGUUAUGGGCCGCCUUCACGCAGCUUACGUAUUGGAUUCUUCCUGCUCCCACAUUACAGCCUCUGUUCACACACACAGAUAGAUAGACACAGAGAUGGCGAGUUUCUUCAAGAUUUUGCCUCCCUCGGUUCGGAGCUGCUCCUGGUGGAGAAACCCCACCGUCCGUACUCUCCAGCGAAGAGCCUAUGCCAUAAAACGAAUCAAAGCAGAUAAUCCAGUGGUAGAAAUGGAUGGAGAUGAAAUGACCAGAGUGAUGUGGAGCUUCAUUAAAGAAAAGCUUAUUCUAACUAAUGUUAGUGUGGAAUUGAAAUAUUUUGAUCUUGGUCUGCCAAAUCGAGAUAAAACAGCUGACCGGGUGACCAUUGAGUCUGCAUUGGCAACACAAAAAUAUGGAGUCGCAGUGAAAUGUGCCACCAUUACACCAGAUGAAGCUCGAGUGGAAGAAUUUGGACUGAAAAAGAUGUGGAAAAGCCCAAAUGGAACUAUCCGAAAUAUCUUAGGUGGCACAGUUUUUCGAGAUCCAAUUAUUUGCAAAAACAUCCCACGACUUGUCCCCGGCUGGGUGAAGCCAAUCACAAUAGGCCGGCAUGCAUAUGGAGAUCAGUAUCGAGCCAUAGAUUUUGUCAUGGACCAGCCGGGUAACUUUAAACUUGUCUUCGUGCCCAGUGAUGGGAGCAAAUCCCUGGAAUGGAAUGUGUUUGAUUUCCCUGGUGGAGGGGUAGGAAUGGGAAUGUUCAAUACAGAUGAGUCUAUUACAGGAUUUGCACACAGCUGCUUCCAGUAUGCCCUAAGUAAGAAAUGGCCCCUUUAUAUGAGCACCAAAAACACUAUUAUGAAGGCUUAUGAUGGACGGUUUAAGGACAUAUUCCAGGAUAUUUUUGAGCUACAUUACAAAGCAGCUUUUGAUAAGCUAGGCAUCUGGUAUGAGCAUCGGUUAAUCGAUGAUAUGGUGGCUCAGAUGCUGAAGUCCUCCGGAGGAUUUGUCUGGGCUUGUAAGAACUAUGACGGAGAUGUUCAAUCUGACAUUCUGGCACAAGGUUUUGGUUCUCUUGGACUGAUGACAUCAGUGUUGAUUUGUCCAGAUGGGAAAACAAUCGAAGCUGAGGCAGCUCAUGGAACAGUCACUCGCCAUUUCAGAGAGCACCAGAAGGGCAAAGCAACUAGCACAAAUCCAAUUGCCAGUAUCUUUGCCUGGACGCGAGGGCUGGAGCACAGAGCGAAACUCGAUGGCAAUCAGCAACUUAAACAGUUUACUGAUAUCCUGGAGCAGGUGUGUGUAGAAACUGUGGAAAGUGGUGUCAUGACAAAGGACUUGGCAGCUUGUAUUCAUGGGCUGCAGAAUAUAAAACCAGGGCAGCAUUAUGUGUACACUGAAGAAUUUCUUGAUGUCAUCAAGGAAAACUUGGACAAGAAGUUAAGUCAUUGAAAAUGACCAAGAACACCGAAGAGCCUUCAGGAUUCAUUCCAAGAUGAAUGUUACCCAAUAUUGUUCUGUGAUGCAGAUUUAAGAUACUGAGACACUGGAUUAUUCUGCAAUAGGAUUCUUUCUGUUACAUGUUUAUUUAAACAUGGGUCUUACUUCAAAUGAAAAAAAAGUCAUUUUCAGUUGCUCAUAAUUCCUUCCUUUGUGGCAACAAUUUUCACUGCAGAAUAACCAAUGGUUUCAUAGUGUCAGUGCUUGUUAUCUGUAACACAGAAGUGAGCCUAUUGCAACUUCUCUUUAUAUCAAUAGAAACUUUUCAGUACCCAUUGAAACUUUGUACUUUGUUCAUUUUAAAUUUAAAAAAAUCUGUGUUUUUGAAAUGAAAGUACUUAAACUGUAGUACAGUUCAGAUCAGCUGGAAUUACAGACUACAGUAACUGUGUAAAUGAGUGAGAAGCUGGUGGUAUAUAGCCCACCUAUACUUAAAAUGGUAGCCUCGAUAAUGAGAAUUGUAAAAUACUGACAAUUAAUUUUAAAUGUCAUUGACUGUGUGUGUGUGUGUGUGUGUGUGUGUGUGUGUGUGUGUCUGUCUGUCUGUCGACAUUAAAAUAAAAUGGUUUCAUGGCUAUUAUGCUCCCAUCUGUAACUCCUUAUCAUCAUUCAUCACCUACACAAAGCAUCCGAGAGAGAAAAAAAACUAGGAGCAGUUGUAGGCCAUUCAGCCCUUCGAACCUGCUCCAGUAUUCAAUAUCAUUAUGGCUGAUCAUCCAGCUCUACACCCUGUUCCCGCUUUCCCCAUACCCCUGUAAUUUCUUUAGCCUGUAUUUUUAACUUGAAAACAUUCAAUGGUUUGGCCUCAGCUGCUUUCUGUGGUUUCUCUAGUUGAACUGAACUAGAGUAAUAGUUAAUAUUAAACUACACCUAAAACAUUAUGAUCGAUUAUAGAAAAUUAAUGGUUGCAGGGCAGUGAUAUUGAGUGAAACUGAUCGUCACUGCUGAAGUGGAAGGAUGAUAAUUAGAUAUGGAAUUUUCUGCAAUCUGUAGCAGGUUUUGCUGAAGUCCUUUCUCCAAAACAUUGCCACAGCAUCUUGUCUCUGGAUAUGGCAGGCAGUUGGUGGAGUCAAAGGAAGGGUUUCCAAUUAAAAGGAUCAUGAAAUGUUUAAAAGGCUUAACGGGUGAUGGAUGUUUGAGGUUGCAGCAAACGUGAGGGUGGAAAGGGUGAAAUAACUCUACAGAGGCUGGUGUCCCGUCACCAAGUCACCCUUUAUUUACACAUGCAUAGUAUGUGACACUGCUCUCGCUUCCUCAGAGUCGAAAAGUGUGGUGCUGGAAAAGCA
This is a messenger RNA of Chiloscyllium plagiosum (whitespotted bambooshark), 3430 nucleotides long. Its product is annotated as isocitrate dehydrogenase [NADP], mitochondrial-like. The record is from RefSeq and is a predicted model, not a curated record. Gene Ontology annotation, molecular function: magnesium ion binding; isocitrate dehydrogenase (NADP+) activity; NAD binding. Gene Ontology annotation, biological process: isocitrate metabolic process; NADP+ metabolic process. Lineage: Eukaryota; Metazoa; Chordata; Chondrichthyes; Orectolobiformes; Hemiscylliidae. Gene Ontology annotation, cellular component: mitochondrion.